Molecule: messenger RNA, 853 nt
Organism: Habropoda laboriosa
Lineage: Eukaryota; Metazoa; Arthropoda; Insecta; Hymenoptera; Apidae
Product: INO80 complex subunit E
Exons: 6
Coding region: 98-808 (236 amino acids)
Biological process (GO): chromatin remodeling
Cellular component (GO): Ino80 complex; nucleus
Source: RefSeq, a predicted model, not a curated record
CAUAAACAGCUUAUUUAUCUUCUUAAUAAUCAUUCUCCUCGAUUAUUUGCGAAAGACGAAAUAUCAUCAUAAAGCUUCUAGCAGUUGCAGAUGAUCAAUGUUGGAAGAAUGGUAUUGUCGUUCAAUUGCAAACAACAAUGCAGAUGCAGAAGAUGAUGAUGAGGAUAGUCCAGAGGAGGAAGUACCAAAUUAUAAGGAUCAGUACCGGAAUCUUAAAAGGAAGCUAAAAUUUCUAAUUUAUGAAAAUGAAUGUUUCCAAGAAGCUUUAAGGUCUACUCAAAGAAAACUACUUAAAGUUAAUAGGGACAAAAGUUUUUUAUUGGACCGGUUAUUACAAUAUGAAAAAGUGGAUGCAUCUUUCAGUGAAAGUGAUGAAACUGAAUCAUCUGAUGAAGAAGUUACUCGUUUGGAUACUUCUAAAAGAAAAAAGAUAGAGAUGAGCAUUAGCAAUCAUACUCCACAUCAUAUAGCAACAGUAACAAAACCUUUGAACACCAGUAAAAAGAAAAAACCAACUCCAAAAGUGACAAAAUCAAACAGCACACCUAUAGUACAAUCAUCAAAUAAUGUAGUACCAAUGUCUUUAAUGUCAGAUGGUCAUAUGACACCAGAAGAGGUAGAAAGACAUUUGGAAUCUCGACAAACUUACUUAGAACUAGUACCGGAAAAAGCACCGCCCACAGUUCCAACAGAAAUGUUCAGUAACGAUCCUUCGUUAGAUAGCGAGUCGAAUGAGAUCGGAGAACUAGAAACGUCUCCCAGUAACAUGGGCGAAGAUUGUCUCAGCGUGGACAUGAUGGCUGAGUGACAAAUAUUUGUUUAUAGCUUAGUGAUUAAUUACAAAUUGCACAUA